Molecule: messenger RNA, 9353 nt
Organism: Athene cunicularia (burrowing owl)
Lineage: Eukaryota; Metazoa; Chordata; Aves; Strigiformes; Strigidae
Gene: CIT
Product: citron rho-interacting serine/threonine kinase
Exons: 48
Coding region: 26-6421 (2131 amino acids)
Biological process (GO): actomyosin structure organization; peptidyl-threonine phosphorylation; mitotic cytokinesis
Cellular component (GO): cytoplasm; cytoskeleton
Molecular function (GO): protein serine/threonine kinase activity; ATP binding
Source: RefSeq, a predicted model, not a curated record
CUUUUAUACAAGAUAAUCUGUAAAGAUGUUGAAGUUUAAAUGCGGUGCCCGAAAUCCGGUAGAGGCAGGACCGAUGGAGCCCAUCACCAGCCGAAUUUCUCGGCUAAAUCUGCUCUUCCAGGGGAAGCCACUCUUUGUGACUCAACAGCAGAUGUCUCCUCUCUCCCGGGAAGGCAUCCUUGAUUCUUUAUUCGUUCUUUUUGAAGAAUGCAGAAACCCCGCUUUAAUGAAAAUUAAACAUGUUGGGAACUUUGUCAAGAAAUAUGCAGAGACUAUAGCUGAAUUAAGGGAACUGCAACCCAGUGUGAAGGAUUUUGAAGUAAAGAGUGUGGUUGGCUGUGGUCACUUUGCAGAUGUAAAAGUAGUAAGAGAGAAAGUUACUGGUGAUGUAUAUGCUAUGAAGGUGAUGAGCAAGGAGUCCUUGUUGACACAGGAGCACGUGUCAUUUUUUGAGGAAGAACGCAGUAUAUUAUCUCAGAACAGCAGUCCGUGGAUUCCACAGUUACAAUAUGCAUUUCAAGACAAGAAAAAUCUCUACUUGGUUAUGGAGUAUCAGCCUGGAGGGGACUUACUGUCACUUCUAAACCGAUAUGAGGACCAGCUAGAUGAGAGUAUGGUGCAGUUUUACCUUGCAGAGUUGGUGUUAGCCAUUCACAGUGUCCAUCAGAUGGGUUAUGUACACCGAGAUAUCAAACCAGAGAAUGUUCUCAUUGAUCGAACAGGACACAUUAAACUGGUGGACUUUGGUUCAGCUGCCAGAAUGACAAUAAACAAAAUGGUCAAUGCCAAGCUACCUGUUGGCACACCUGACUACAUGGCACCAGAAAUGCUAACAGGGUUGAAUGGGGAUGGCAAAGCUUCUUAUGGUCCAGAAUGUGACUGGUGGUCCCUAGGAGUCAUUGCGUAUGAAAUGAUUUAUGGAAGAUCUCCAUUCACUGAAGGGACUUCAGCAAAAACUUUCAAUAACAUAAUGAACUUCCAGAGAUUUCUGAAGUUCCCAGAGGAUGUGAAAGUUAGUAGUGAAUUUCUUGACCUGAUCCAGAGCCUGCUUUGUGGGCAGAAGGAAAGGCUGGAUUAUGAGGGACUCUGCUGCCAUCCAUUUUUUUCUAAAAUUGACUGGAAUAAUAUCCGUAACUCUCCUCCCCCCUUCGUUCCUACUCUCAAGUCUGAUGAUGACACCUCAAAUUUUGAUGAACCAGAGAAGAAUUCGCGGGUUUUAUCCUCUACGCGCCAGCUGAACCCAGCAGGCUUCUCUGGUGAAGAUUUGCCAUUUGUGGGGUUUUCAUUCAUCAAGGCAUUAGGGAUCCUCAGACCAGAAUCUAUUUUUUCAAGUGUGGAUUCUCCAGCCAAGGUCAGCUCCAUGGAAAAGAAACUUCUUCUCAAGAGCAAAGAACUCCAAGACGCCCAGGACAAGUGUCACAAGAUGGAGCAGGAAAUGACGCGGUUGCACCGGAGAGUGUCAGAGGUGGAGGCUGUACUUAGCCAAAAGGAGGUGGAACUGAAAGCCUCUGAGACCCAGCGAUCCCUCCUGGAGCAGGACCUGGCCACCUAUAUCACAGAAUGCAGUAGCUUAAAGCGAAGCCUGGAGCAGGCACGGAUGGAGGUGUCUCAGGAAGAUGAUAAGGCACUACAGCUACUUCAUGAUAUCAGAGAGCAAAGCCGAAAGCUGCAAGAGAUCAAAGAACAGGAAUAUCAAGCUCAGGUAGAAGAAAUGAGGUUGAUGAUGAAUCAAUUAGAAGAGGAUCUUAUUUCAGCUCGCAGGCGUAGUGAUCUUUAUGAAUCGGAGUUGAGAGAGUCCCGACUGGCAGCUGAAGAAUUCAAACGUAAAGCUACUGAAUGUCACAACAAAUUGCAAAAGUUACAGGUUAAAGAUCAAGGGAAAAAUGAAGCAGGAGAGUUGUAUUCCAAAUUGGAGAAGAUCAAUACAGAGCAGCAGGCCAAAAUCCAGGAGCUUCAGGAAAAGCUGACAAAGGCUGUGAAAGCUAGCUCAGAGGCAACUGAACUUCUUCAGAAUAUCCGCCAAGCAAAGGAGAGAGCUGAGAAGGAGUUAGAGAAACUGCAGAAUCGUGAAGAUUCUAAUGAAAGCAUGAAGAAGAAAUUACUUGAAGCGGAGGAACGGCGCCAUUCUCUGGAGAAUCAAGUGAAGAGAUUAGAGACUGUAGAACGAAGAGAAAACCGUCUAAAGGAAGAUAUUCAAACCAAAUCUCAACAGAUUCAACAGAUGGCAGAAAAAAUUCUGGAGCUGGAAGAAAAGCAUCGUGAGGCUCAGAUUGCAGCACAACAUCUGGAGUUGCAGCUGAAACAGAAGGAACAAUUCUAUGAGGAAAAACUCAAAGUAUUGGAAAAUCAGAUGAAGAAAGAUCUUGCAGAUAAGGAAGCGCUUGAGAAUAUGCUCAGAAGACAUGAAGAAGAAGCACGUGAGAAAUGUAAAGUCCUGGCUGAACAGAAGGCGAUGAUCAAUGCAAUGGAUUCGAAGAUUAGGUCACUGGAGCAGAGAAUAGUGGAAUUGUCCGAGGCCAAUAAACUGGCAGCAAAUAGCAGCCUUUUUACCCAGAGGAACAUGAAAGCCCAAGAGGAGAUGAUAUCAGAGCUCAGGCAACAGAAGUUCUACUUGGAAACACAAGCUGGAAAGUUAGAGGCCCAGAAUCGAAAAUUAGAAGAACAAUUGGAAAAGAUGAGUCACCAAGAUCACACUGACAAGAACCGCCUGCUGGAGUUAGAGACUAGGCUGCGAGAGCUAAGAGGGUUGGACGACCAACACAUGUCCUUGUUUGACCGGAAGUUGGUUGGGACCAGUGUAAGAUUUCUGGCAGGCUUGUCGCGCAUCUACAGCACAACAGACAGAUUCACUUGGGAUAGCAGACAGCCUGAAGAAGGUGCUAAGGUUAGUCUAGAGCAUGAAGAACAAAAGCUGGAACUCAAAAGACAGUUGACAGAAUUGCAGCUGACACUCCAGGAGCGGGAAUCUCAAAUUACUGGGCUGCAGGCUGCACGGACAGCCCUGGAGAAUCAGCUCCGUGAAGCCAAAACUGAACUAGAGGAGACUACAGCUGAGGCAGAGGAAGAGAUUCAAGCUCUCACGGCACAUAGAGAUGAAAUCCAGCGUAAAUUUGAAGCCCUUCGUAAUAGCUGCACAGUGAUUACGGAUUUGGAAGAGCAGCUGAACCAGCUCAGUGAAGAUAAUGCAGAACUGAACAAUCAGAAUUUCUUCUUGUCGAAACAACUUGAUGAGGCCUCAGGGGCCAAUGAUGAAGUUGUCCAGUUGCGAAGUGAAGUUGACCAUCUCCGUCGAGAGAUCACUGAGAGAGAGAUGCAGCUUACCAGUCAGAAACAAACUAUGGAGGCCUUGAAGACAACAUGUACAAUGCUGGAAGAGCAAGUAAUGGACUUGGAGGCCCUGAAUGAUGAACUCUUGGAGAAAGAGCGUCAGUGGGAAGCAUGGAGAAAUGUUCUAGGAGAUGAGAAGUCCCAGUUUGAAUGUCGAGUUAGAGAAUUGCAGAGGAUGCUGGAUACUGAGAAACAGAGCAGAGUGAGAGCAGAUCAGCGUAUUACUGAAUCUCGCCAGGUGGUAGAACUAGCUGUCAAAGAACACAAGGCAGAAAUUCUAGCCCUCCAGCAAGCACUAAAGGAACAAAAACUCAAAGCUGAGAGCCUUUCUGAUAAGCUCAAUGACCUGGAGAAGAAGCAUGCUAUGUUGGAGAUGAAUGCACGCAGUUUACAACAGAAGCUUGAGACAGAAAGAGAGCUCAAGCAGAGACUUCUGGAGGAGCAGGCAAAGCUGCAGCAGCAAAUGGAUUUGCAAAAGAAUCACAUCUUCCGCCUAACUCAAGGUCUGCAAGAGGCCCUAGAUCGAGCAGAUCUUCUGAAGACUGAAAGAAGUGACCUGGAAUAUCAGCUGGAAAACAUUCAGGUUCUCUAUUCCCAUGAAAAAGUGAAAAUGGAGGGCACUAUUUCUCAGCAAACCAAACUUAUUGAUUUCCUGCAGGCAAAGAUGGACCAACCAGCGAAAAAGAAAAAGGGCCUGUUUAGUCGGCGGAAAGAGGACCCUUCUUUACCCACACAGGUUCCCCUGCAAUACAAUGAGCUGAAAGUGGCACUGGAGAAGGAGAAGGCUCGUUCUGCUGAGCUGGAGGAAGCUCUACAGAAAACACGCAUUGAGCUCAGAUCUGCUCGUGAAGAAGCUGCUCAUCGGAAAAUAUCAGACCACCCUCAUCCAUCUACUCCAGCCACAGCCAGGCAGCAGAUCAUCAUGUCUGCCAUAGUCCGCUCGCCAGAGCACCAGCCUACUCCAAUCAGUUUGCUAGCGCCGCCCUCCAGUCGCAGGAAGGAAUCCUCCACACCAGAGGAGUACAGCCGACGCCUGAAAGAGCGAAUGCAUCAUAAUAUCCCACAUCGUUUUAACGUGGGGCUAAAUAUGAGAGCAACAAAAUGUGCGGUGUGUCUGGAUACUGUGCACUUUGGACGGCAGGCAUCUAAAUGCCUUGAAUGCCAGGUGAUGUGUCACCCAAAAUGCUCAACUUGCUUGCCAGCUACUUGUGGACUGCCAGCAGAAUAUGCCACGCACUUCUCUGAAGCAUUCUGCCGGGAUAAAAUGAAUUCUCCUGGUCUGCAGCUGAAGGAGCCAAGCAGCAGUCUGCGUCUUGAAGGAUGGAUGAAAGUGCCAAGGAAUAAUAAACGUGGACAACAGGGCUGGGACAGGAAGUAUAUUGUUCUGGAAGGAACGAAAGUGCUCAUUUAUGAUGCAGAAGCAAGAGAAGCUGGACAGAGGCCUCUGGAGGAAUUUGAGCUCUGCCUUCCUGAUGGUGAUGUGACUGUUCAUGGAGCUGUAGGAGCUACUGAACUUACCAAUACAGCAAAGACAGAUGUGCCAUAUAUCCUAAAAUUGGAGUCUCAUCCACACACCACUUGCUGGCCUGGUAGAACACUCUACCUGUUAGCACCCAGCUUCCCUGACAAACAGCGCUGGGUCACAGCACUGGAAUCAAUAGUGGCAGGUGGGAGAGUUUCCAGAGAAAAAGCUGAGGCUGAUGCUAAAUUGCUUGGAAACUCCCUGCUGAAGCUAGAGGGUGAAGACCGUUUGGAUAUAAAUUGCACAAUGCCCUUCAGUGACCAGGUAGUACUGGUGGGUGCAGAAGAAGGUCUCUAUGCCCUGAAUGUACUGAAGAACUCCUUAACGCACAUCCCAGGAAUGGGUGCUGUCUUCCAAAUUCACCUCAUCAAGGAUCUGGAGAAGCUACUCAUGAUAGCAGGAGAAGAAAGGGCUCUGUGUCUUGUUGAUGUAAAGAAAGUGAAGCAAUCUCUAGCUCAGUCUCAUCUCCCAGCCCAGCCUGAUAUCUCACCUAAUGUCUUUGAGGCUGUCAAAGGAUGUCACCUUUUUGCUGCUGGCAAGGUUGAGAAUGGUCUUUGUAUCUGUGCAGCCAUGCCCAGUAAAGUGGUGGUUCUACGAUACAAUGAGAGCUUGAGCAAGUUCUGUAUCAGAAAGGAGAUUGAAACCUCUGAGCCUUGCAGCUGCAUCCAUUUGACCACUUACAGCAUCAUCAUUGGCACCAACAAGUUCUACGAAAUUGAGAUGAAGCAGUAUACACUGGAGGAGUUUCUGGACAAAAAUGACCACACUUUGGCCUCUGCUGUGUUUGCUGCUUCCACCAACAGUUUUCCAGUCAGUAUCAUCCAAGUGAACCCAACAGGGCAGAGGGAGGAGUACCUGCUGUGUUUCCAUGAGUUUGGUGUCUUUGUGGAUUCCUAUGGAAGACGCAGUAGGACAGAUGACCUGAAAUGGAAUCGCUUGCCCUUAGCUUUUGCCUACAGGGAGCCCUAUCUGUUUGUGACCCACUUCAAUUCCCUUGAAGUGAUUGAGAUUCAGGCACGAGCUUCUCUAGGAACUCCUGCACGAGCCCACCUGGAGAUACCAAAUCCACGGUAUCUAGGGCCUGCAAUUUCAUCUGGAGCUAUCUACUUGGCCUCCUCCUACCAAGACAAAUUAAGGGUGAUUUGCUGUAAGGGCAAUCUAGUGAAGGAGACCAACAACGAGCAGCACCACAGAGGAUCUUCCGCUACACGCAGCUGUUCACGUCCAUUGUUUUUGAAUGACAGUAGCCCUAACAAGAGAGGUCCGCCCACAUACAAUGAGCACAUAACCAAGCGGGUAGCGUCAAGCCCAGGACCACCAGAAGGCCCAAGCCACCCUCGAGAGCCAAGCACACCCCAUCGGUACCGCGAGGGCAGGACAGAGCUGCGGAGGGACAAGUCACCUGGGCGACCGCUGGAGAGGGAGAAAUCUCCAGGCCGGCUUCUGAGCACCCGCAGAGAGAGGUCCCCUGGAAGACUGUUUGACGAGAGCAGCCGAGGACGAAUGCCUGUGAGUGGGGCCAGAACUCCUCUUGCUCAAGUCAAUAAGGUCUGGGACCAGUCUUCAGUGUAAGUCUCAGCUAGACAAAGUUACUCAUCUUGACCUGCAGGAAAAAAAAAGGAAAUAUACUGAGUAUAUGCACUCCAUGUCUGCGGCCUAGUUACCAAAACAGCAUUCCUGGGCCGAAGCCCGCUCCGCAUCAGGAGACGUGACGCUUUUGAAGAUUGUUCGCAUCUCAGUUAAUUUCUCUGCACUUUCCUGCACUCCUGUUUUUGCACUUUGUACUACUGUUACUCUUUCAAGCAGUUCAUGAACUUUUUGUACUCACUUUAGUCCCUAGUGGUUCAUCAAGGAAAUUAAACGGGACUAGAGUCCCACCCCAGGUCUUUAAUGUGGUUAGCACCCCUUAGCAGAUAAUUGAUCAUAGUUCUGAGACAUGCUGGGAAUUCCUGAUGGCCUGGAAACAGAAGGGCCAAGGUGAGUGAGUCUUUCAAUAGGAGGUGUGAUUGGAUAUUCUCUACAGAACACAAGAAAAAUUACUUCUGAUUAGUCCGUUCACCUGCCACUUCUGAAAGUUAUUUUGUUCUCACUAAAAUUGCUCUAGAGCAGCUCUGAUGGGGAGGGAAGAACCCUGCUUUAAACGAUCCCAUGUGCCGGGCCCUGAGACAAAGUGUGUUACCUAUAAGCUACUGGGGUGUAAGACUUUAUCCAGGUCUUCUGCAUGACAGUUCACUGCAUGCUGCUGCACCAUCACUGGCUGCUCUCUCCUUUUAGGUUGCUUUGCUGAGUAGUGUAUUGUACCUCACUUGUAAACUAACUGAAACCUUUAGAUUACGCUGCAAAAUAACCGUUAAUUACUCUGGAAAUUUGGCAACGAAGAGUUCACAAGCCUUAUUCUAUGACAAGAAUUACAGUCACGCUUGUGUUCUCCUCUCAGCAUUGAACGUGGUCCUGACAGUCUCACGUGGCCCCGAGCGAGGAGCAGCCCCGGGCUGGCUCUUCCCGUGACCUGUAACUUGUCGUACAAUAAGAACCAACUGUCAUGGCACAAGAGGAUACUCACAAUGAACAGCUUUAGCGGUUACUGAACACCUUCGCCUUUGCUUCUGCGUAUCUAACCUCGAGCCCUUUAUUGCUUUCUAUUCUCUUUUGCUAUGAACAUGAAGCAGAGAGCAAAUGAUUUUCGAAGCAGGUUUUGACCAUUCAAUCUGCAAUAGCAACAUUCUAAGUGAACAACCAUGUUCUUUACAACUGGAAAGAGCAAAACUGCAUCCAAUCUUCCCUUGGCCACACUCUUAAACUUCUGCUAGUCCCUUGCAAGCCUGUGCUAACCUGUUCUAGAAACCCAUAAAAAUUCAAAUGCCUUGUCAGUGUCCUUUGGCGAGUUUCAUGAAUAUUGUAUUCCGUUCUCUUGUCUGUUGGGUUAUUUUAGGUCAGAUGAUUUGGCAGGAAACUUGCUGAAAGUUUUUGUCUCCUGGUCUGAAUAUUUUGAAGGGUCACUGAGAUCAGUCUUUAAAUCUUUGCAUCUCAUGGAAGAUCUUCAAGACCUCAGAAAUGGGCUUGUUGAGUCCUGAAAGUGUAUAUCUUGUGUCUUGUUCGUGAAAUGCUUCCUGCUAUAGAAAUAGCUCAAAGGACUGUACAUAUUUACAAGAAACUUUAUAUUCGUAACAAAAGGGAAUUGAAUUGGUUUCUACUUUUUUAUUGUAAACUGUGCGUUUUUCAACACUAGCUUUUUGUUUUAAUGGUGGUUGUGGACAGCCAUCUUCAGACGCUGGAGGGGCCUCAGCUUAGUCCUCCUCGCUCCCAUGAAGAAAUAUUGUAACAUUAAAUUGCAAUUGAAGCUUGUUAGCAUAAAUGAGGUUUUAGGUCUCUAAAAGUACAGGAUUUUUCUUCAUUACCUUUUUAUUAUUGACAAGGGAGGGAACCAGAGGGACAGUUCAAAGCUCCACCUGGAAAGUAUUGAACUUUGUUGUUGAACAAUAACCAAAUAAACAAAUAACUAUCUUGACUGGCAUGGUGAAAUGAACGCUUCCUUCUCUAUAGAGUAACACUGAGCCAUCCUACCAUUGCACCCAGCAUUAGAGGCUGUGUAAUCUAUAGGCGUCAAAGCUUACCAAAGAGCUAAACUUGACAAUAUUUAGCAUUUUAAUAGUUGUUAUUCCCUGAACAAGUAGCGUAAGUGGCUUCACAAAAACAAAGCAUGUUCAUAGGAACUAAAACAGGUGGAUUUGUCCAAAUAUUUUACUAGAGCAGCAGUCAGCUGCAAACACCUACAGCUAAAUUCUGCCCUCACAUACUGAAACAGUGCUAUGGGUAGAGGUAAGACACGUGUGAGUAUCUGGGAAAACAAUCUCGCCCUGGUAAGUGACCCACACAUCUUGAGCUGGAAGAAAUAUCUUAAUUAACAAUAGUGUGAUCUAAUGACAGGUUUGGGAUUUAUCCCGGCAAUGUACUGGUAGCAAAGCGGAUGGAGACAGUUACUCAUCUCACCGCUGUAAUAUGCUGGUGCUUUAAGGCCUAAUAGCUGCAACUUUAAAAAAAAAAAAAACAACAAACAACAAAACACAUUCACAAAUCAAGUCAGAUUGAGUACAACCUGCAGAGUUACUGUACAUCUUAACUUACACCUGCUGGGAAAACUUGCUAGAUCAGACUUAAAUGUAAAUACAUCUAUUUUUAACUGAACCAGUUUUUACAGGGUCUGAAGUAUUCUUUCACAGGAAGAGGUUUUUAAUAUUCACACUGCUGCCUACAGUAACUUAAUUUGUCCUCCUACUGUUCAGUGUUUUUGGUUCUGUGCACGUAACCACCCUCUUACCCCCAAUAAAGGGCUUGUUGGAGGGUGUGGGGGUGGGUUACUAAUAGCUCCUCUUACAUUUUGGUCUACAUGACAUUCUUCAUGAAAAUGCUCUACAUAAAAACCAAGCUGCUUGAUUUAUCUAUUGUGCCUACUAUCUGAUGUAUAUGAUGAAAUGCUAACUUGUUAAAUGUUCCUUUAUUUCUA